Messenger RNA from Macrosteles quadrilineatus (aster leafhopper), 2904 nucleotides. RefSeq lists its product as uncharacterized. Lineage: Eukaryota; Metazoa; Arthropoda; Insecta; Hemiptera; Cicadellidae. Gene Ontology annotation, biological process: DNA integration. Gene Ontology annotation, molecular function: nucleic acid binding. Bases 1 to 2904 code for a protein of 967 amino acids. The transcript has a single exon. The record is from RefSeq and is a predicted model, not a curated record.
AUGGAGUUUGAUUCAGGAGCUAGAGCAUCGAUGAUUGAUGCACCCCUGUGGAAACAAAUAGGAUCACCAAAUUUGAGGGCAUGUAAAACAAAAUUUGUCGCUUAUGGAAACAAUACCCUGGAUGUUUUAGGAGAGUGUGAAGUUAAUGUUAAAGUUGAUGGACAGAUUAGGAAACUUAAGGCUGCUGUGGUAAAUGGAAACGAAUCUCCUUUGUUUGGAUUACCAUGGAUGCUUGCCUUCAACAUGAAAUUACCACCUAGUGUUACGAUUCGUAAGUUGGAUAACACCAAUAAAGAUGAAAAUGCUUCUACAGUAACCGAAGAGGAAAUUAACCAAGUUAUUUCUGAGUUUAGUGAUGUAUUUAAGAAAGAAUUGGGAACCAUUAAAGGAUAUCAGGCGAAGAUACAUGUUAAGAGUGACUCAGAGCCUAGGUGUUUUCCUGCUCGCAGAGUGCCUUUUCCACUAAGAAGUAGAAUUGAGCAAGAACUAAACAGACUGGUAAGUGACGGUGUUAUAGAAAAGGUAGACCCUUCCAAAACUCCUAUCGAAUGGGCAACACCAACAGUAAAUGUUGAGAAGGAAAAUGGCACAAUUAGAAUAUGUGGAGAUUUUCGGGUAACCUUAAACCCAAACAUUGUUACCCAUACAACACUUUUGCCAACUUUUGAGGAACUGACGAAUAAAGUAUCUCGAGGGAAGCAAUAUUCAGUUGUUGACUUGAGAGAUGCAUAUCUCCAAAUGGAAGUAUCAGAGGAAGACAGAAAAUAUCUGGUAAUAUCCACGCACGUUGGAUACUAUAGAUACAAGAGACUACCAUUUGGUAUAACCUCCAGCCCAGGUAUCUUUCAGGAAUACAUGGAGAAGCUCCUUGAAGGCAUACCACAAGUGGGGGUACUUCUAGAUGAUGUAAUCAUUACGGGCCGAAACAAAGAAGAACACCUCAUGAACUUAAAGGAAGUAUUAAAACGAAUGAGUAACGCAGGGCUAAAAGCGAAGAAAGAAAAAUGUAGAUUCAUGCAGAAUUCAGUCACCUAUCUUGGACACAUUAUCGAUGAACAGGGUAUCCAUCCAACAAAAGAGAAGAUCGAAGCAAUACAAAAGGCACCUAAACCUACAAAUGUCAAACAGCUUAGGUCUUUUUUAGGAUCCAUAAACUAUUAUGAAAGGUUUAUCCCUAGGUUGCAUGCGCUGUGCUCAAGGUUACAUCGACUUACUAGCAACAGAUCAAAAUGGAUCUGGACAGAGAAAGAAGAUGAAGUAUUUACAAAGGUCAAAAUGAUUCUUUCGGAAGAAGACACAGUUGUUCCAUAUGAUGAAUCCAAACCUCUAGUGUUGGUGUGUGAUGCGUCCGAAGACGGUCUUGGGAGUGUCUUAAUGCACAAGUGUGAAGAUGGUCUGGAAAAACCAAUCGCGUAUGCUAGCAGAACUCUUUCAGAUGCUGAGAAAAGAUACUCGAAUAUUGAUCGAGAAGCACUUGCAAUUUUAUUUGCUGUAAGAAAGUUUCACCAAUAUGUAUAUGGACGAAGCUUCACACUUGUCACCGAUCAUAAACCCCUUCAAAGAAUAUUUGGAGAAAACCGGAAUCUUCCAAAGGUAAUGAACAAUAGGUUAGUGAGAUGGGCCCUAGAACUGAAUCAGUACAAUUUUCAAAUCAAGUACAGGAAAGGAGAUGAAAACGUUUGUGCUGAUGCACUAUCCCGUCUUCCCAUGAGAAUCAGAGAAGAAUCUACCGAUGUAAGAGACAUAAAGUUUUUAAACAUGGAUAAAGUUGAGACAUUGGUGUCCUAUAAGGAACUCAAACAUAACAGCAGUUUGGACAAGGAGAUAAAAUUAGUACAAAGUUAUGUGCUAAAUUCAUGGCCAGAGAAGGUACCAGAUAACAUUAAAACAUUUAAACAAAGGAAAGAAGAAUUAUCAGUUGAAGAUGGUGUUUUGAUGUGGUUUGGUAGAGUUGUUGUGCCAACAAAUAUGAGAAAAAAAAUCUUGAGAAUUUUGCACUGUGGCCAUCCUGGAAUUUCAGCUAUGAGAUCAAUUACCAGAUACUAUGUAUGGUGGCCUAACAUUGACAAAGACGUUGAAAUGCAUGUUAAGACUUGUGAAGCAUGUCAAGAAAACAGAGGAAACAUUGAAGAAGUCCCGGUCUAUCCAUGGAACAUUCCUGAAAAAGUGUGGGAAAGAGUUCAUUUGGAUUUAGCUGGACCAGUUGAUGGAGUAAUGUGGUUAGUAGGGAUUGACGCGCUAUCUAAGUGGGCAGAAGUUGAAUGUUUAAGAACAACGACUUCAACUGCCAUAAUUCAAAGAUUAAGAUCGUGGAUGAGCAGGUAUGGGAUACCAUCACAAGUAGUAACUGACAACGGGCCACAGUUUGUCUCUACUGAAAUGGAAGCAUUUUUCAAGAGACAUUCAAUUCGACAUAUAAGAACUACUCCUUAUCAUCCUAGAAGUAAUGGCUUAGUCGAACGUCUAAUAGGGACUUUGAAAAGGCGUUACAGAACAACAAAACAAGAAAUUAAUGAUUCUUCAUUGGCAUUGCAAAAUGUGUUGUUCAGUUACAGAAAUGCCCCACAAAAAACAACAGGACGAGCCCCUGCAGAGUUGUUUCUAGGUCGAAGAAUGCCAACUAUGUUGGACAACAUGAAACCAAACCUUAGACAACAAUUAGAUCUGAAAAUUUGGAAGGAACAACAAAACCCAACUCAAAAGAAAACCUUAAGAGCAUUCAGUGAAGGGGAAGAAGUAUGGAUGAAAAAAGAGAAUAACCCUGGUUGGAUAGCAGGAACAAUAGUCAAACGCAAUGGCUUAUACUCUUAUGAAGUCAUGUGUGGUGGAGUGAUAAAAAGAAAACAUUCGGAUCAACUGCGAAGAAGAGAAGGUGCGGUAGACGAUGAGGAGGGAAAAGUGUAA